AUGUUUAAAUUUACGCCUUUUAAUUGGGCUAGUUCAGUAAUUUUAAGCAAGUUCUUAAAACCUUAUUUUAAAGAAUUGGAUGACAAGUAAGUUGAUGUAGGUUUUUGGGAUGGAUAAUUCACUCUUAAAAAUUUGGAGUUGCGGAGAGAAGUUUUCUUGAUAAAUGAUUUGAAUCUGGAAGUAGUUGAUUCACUUAUUUCGGAGUUAAAAAUAACAAUUCCUUGGAAGUCAAUUAAAACAGAACCAAUAUAGAUAGAAAUUAAGGGUCUCAAACUGAUAUUGAGCAACAAGCUUGACCAAACUGAUGAAGAAAAAGAAGAAGUAAAAAAGAAGAUGCAUCAAAUAAAAAUGGAUGCUUUAGACUAAUUUGAAGCUUCUUAUGAAAAAUACAAUAAAGAGGAGUAAAAAAAUGAAAGCAGUAAAGUGAAGAAAGAAAGCAAAAGUUCAAACCCAUUCUAUAAAAAUUGGAUUCAGAAUAUUUCGCAGAAUUUCAAGCUAAAAAUAGAAAAUAUAGAGCUGGUUUAUAUUUAUCAUGUAACUAAAUUUGAAGUGCUUAAAAUAGGAUUAAAUUUGGAUAAAAUAGAAGUUGGAACAGUAGACUAGAGCUAUUAGUAAAAGAAUAGUUUUAAUUCUAUUUUAAAGAAUCUCAAUAUAGUUAAUUUAUCUAUCUUUUUUGAGUUUUAUGAUAGCUUUGUGACGACAUAAAUAAAGACAAACAAUUAUUUUGAUUUUCAUGGGAAGUCAAUUGGUUUCUUUACCAAAUAUAAAAAUGCAAAUAACACAAAAACAAAUUAAGAUCCCUUAGAGUAGAUGCAGUAAAAAAAAGCUUAGGAGAACGAAAAUUACAUCAUUAAAGAUUUAAAUAUAGAAGUGCUUAUCAAAUUAGAUCUAUUUUAUUCUUUUCAAUUAGAAUUAAAUGUUAAUAUUCCUGAUGUUACUAUUUUCUUGAAACAGAAUCAAAUGAGAUUACUAUUAAAAUCCCUCAAUGAUUUGGCUAACUAUGAUCCAAAGCGCCCAAUUUAUCGUCCUAAUGAAAAGAUACCAGAAGAUAAAGUCACCAUUUAAACAAUCAGUCCUGUCAAAUAAUGGUGGCAAUAUGCAAUUGUCAGAGUGAUAGAUAAAGAAAAUCUUCCACUCAAAACAAAGCAAAAAGGUUUUCUAGGUUUCUUCGAUUCGUUUAAAUACAGAAAAAUAUAUACAAAAAAGAAAUUGCAGAUUAAAUUGAAGGAAACAGAGGUGAGGUUCUUUGAAUAGUUCGAACUAGCAUAUCCUUUGUCACAGUUAUUAGUACUUAGAUAAAUAGCAAUUAAUACACUUGUACGAUACAAAACGUUUUUAUUUUCAGAUAUAUUUUCAGAAAAAAACGAAUCUGAAAAAUGGUUCAAAAACUUUGGAAAUAUCCCAAUUUCGAAAAUCUAAAGUCUGAAUUAUCAUUUUAUUAAAGAUCAAAACUUUGAAAAAACCUAUAAAAGUGAUAAUUCUGAAAACACUGAGAAUUCUUUAAAUAGUUCGAAGAGUGAUGAUUCUGUUAAAUCAACUGAAGAUAAUAAGAACAAUUCCUUUCCAAUAAUAUGUGAAGUUCAUUUAGGUCAUUUUGAAAUAUUAAUUGAAGAAAACUCCAUGCUUUCCGAUGUUAAAAAUCUACAUUAACAAGCGAAUCUUUUUAAAGAAUCUCUAUCAAACACACCUCAUUUAUAAUAAUAAGUAUUAAGACAUAUAAAAAAGAACUUCAUUUAGGAAUUGAGUAAAAAAGGAAUUAAUUAAAAUACAGAAUAGUAAAUUUUAGACUAAAGUGAGGAUUAGAUGCAAUCAGACUUUUAGUGGAAUCAUGCAAAUAUUUGCAAAAAAAAGAAGAUUCUGUUAUGCUUAGAAAUAGAAAAUGCAGUUAUCAUUUAUAACAAAUUAGAUAAUUUUGUUAGCCAAACUUAAGUUGAUAUAAAACUUAUCAAGUGCUUGGAUAUGCAUAGCAAGAACAAAGAAUAUGAUAAUGUUUUGUCAAUUGAAUAAGGAAUUUAGUUUAUGAUCAAGUAAGAAGUUGUGAAAAUUCAAAAGGUAGCAUUGAAAAACUCUACAGAAGAAAAAAUAACUCACAAUAAUAUCGAUGUCAAUAUUCCAUCUAUAAAUUUGACGCUAUGCAAACCAUUCAUAGAGAGAUGCAGUAUUUUGAUGCAAGUUAUCUUCUUUGAUCCAGAGAAAUCUCAGGAAAAGCCUGAAGCGAAGGGAGAUAACACAAACUAGAAAAAAUAAGGAGGUUACAAUUUUGAGAAGCAGCAAUAAUUUUACACAUAAUUUCUUUAGCAAAAAGAUAAAGUUAACACUUUUACAAAUAUGGCUAUCAAUAUUACUAAAAUUAAUGUUACUUUACCGUUAAAUUAUGAAGUCCCAGAUAAAUUGCUCAUAAUUUAGCUAAAAAGCCUCAAAAUUUUUAAGAGAGAACAUGAAAGCUUGCUUGAAGAAAAUAUGAAGCUCAGAGAAGGUACUCACGAAGAGUUCAAAACAGAAGGAGAUAUUCUAGAACCUCUACUUGUCACAGUCCACUGCUUAAAAAUUUUAAUUGCCUAAGAUAAUAAUUGGGAGUUAAAUUAAAACAUUUUUUUGCAUAACUUAAAGCGAGUUUAGAAUUAAGUUGGCAACAAUGAAAAAAAUUUUUACAAGAAACAAGUUGAAGAAUAGACUCAAAUAAUUUUAGAAACUCUUCCUAUUUCAGUUAGGAUGGAGAAAUCACACAAUACUUACUCUAUUGGAACUAUUUGCCUUUUACCCCGAGAGAAGAAAGCUGACUUUAAAAAAAAUAUAACUCCCUCUACUUAAAAGCUUUUUGUUAAUUUACCUUUUUUCUUGAUAAAUAUUAGUAUUUCAUAAUUGUAAAUAUUGCUUUAUCUAGCCCAAGUUUGGUGUUUAAAGGGAUAUAAUCUGUUAAGCGUUUUAUAGGACUAAGGGGGAGAUAAUAUUUAAGAGCAAGUUCCUAAUUAAAUUGAUGAAUUAAACGAUUCAAGAGAUGAAAAGAAUGGAGAGGUAGGAAAAUCAUUGUUCGGAAGGCAAAGAACACAAGAAAAGAAACUUAGAUAAAUUAUUAAUAGAAAUAUAUAGUAUGAAGAAAAAGUAUUGCAAUAUUUGCAAGAACAUAUUUUCUUUUAAAUGGAUCUUUAAAUGGAAGGCUUAUAACUCAACUUAAAUGUUUGUUCGAAAGAAAUUAUGAAGAAAUAUGAGGGCAGACUUGUCCAUUCAAAUGAUAUUAUUUAAGUAAAUAUCCUUAACCUGUAACUCCACACUAGAUAGUUUUAUUUUAGUAAAUCAAUGCAAGUUAGCAUAGAGACUUUUUUGAUAGAAAAUAGAAAUUGUUGUCAAUAUGAUCUUUUAACUAACUUAAAGCACUAGUGCACUCAUAAUUUAUCAAAGUCUGAUUUAUAAGUGGUGCUUAAAGAUACAUGUCCUCUAAAUCAAGAAGUUAGUCACUUCUAAAGCAUAAUAUACAAAAAUCGUCAAACGGCUGAUAAAUUUUACAAAAAACAAUUAAAAAAACAGCAGAAAUAGAAGGCUUUUAAUAAUAAACUUGGAUAAAAUAAAAAGGCUUAAGAAAAAGAUAUCUUUUAGGAUAUCUCUGUGGAUGACUUGUAAUCAUUUAUUAAUGAAUUAGAAAGAAACUAAAAAGGAAAUAAUGCUAGAGAUAAAAACAGAAUUGAAAUUGAUGGAGUUGUUAUCGAAAGUGAUAACGAAAGCGAUUUAAAUUAUUUUGAUGAAAACGAUGAACGAAAUAUGGAUUAAUUUGAAGAUUCAGUCGAUAAUUUAGUAAAUAAAGAUUUUUCAUUUCUAAAAGAAGAUAAAAAAGCAAAGGAUUACGUUGAGAAAGAAGAAGAAGACAAGCUAAUAAAAAAUUUAAUGUAUUUUGAAGAUGAAUAUUUGCUGCUUAAUUUAAAAGAUUAAGAAAAUGCUACAAAUCAAAAGUUAAAUGGAGAGCAACAUCUUCAUAGAUGCCCAGAUUGUUAUGAUGAAGAUUCAAGAAAAAAAUUCUUAAUUUUAAACUUUUAAAAUAGAUAAAAUAAAAAAGAGUAAUAAUCCAAUUAAAGUUACUUUAAUCCAGAAACUUCACCUAAAUUAAACCAUCUCAUGAAUUAGUAUUAAAACAAUCAAAUUUCUGAGUAAAACAUCUAAGUAGAAGAUAGUAUGAUGACUGAUUCUCAAGCUACUAGGUAAUUUGUUUCAGUUCAAGAAAACGGAGAAGAUACAAUUUAAGAUCAAAUUCCUAUCAAAGAUAUUAUAAUUACAAUCGAAUCAAUUGAUGAUGAGUAUUUCGUCGCCAAGGAAGACGAUUACCAUGACUUAGUGCCUUCAAGCAUUUAUAUCGAACUUAAUCAUCCAGUUAUCACAUUAGAUCCUGUAUUUUUAGCUUAUUUAAAAAGUAUCAUUGAAAUUAGUGGUAUAUAUGCAACAUAAAGAGUUGAGGACUUCAAAGAAUACAUGCAAGUCAAAGGAUUCUCUCCAUACAUUGAAGAAGAAAAGGAAGAUUAAGGAAAAGCUUUUUAAGAUGAUUAAAUUUCUGAAUAAGAUCAAGAAAAUGAUGCUAUAAACAGCAAAAUCAAUUCUUAAUUGACUUUAGUUUCUGAAACUAUUACGAUUCAGAUGCUCCAUAAUGUUCCUGUUAAAGACAAGGAAUACAAGAGCCUUGAACCUGCUUUUCUUCUUUAUUUAUCAGAAUUUAUUUUGAUUUAAUAAGCAACUUAAGCUUACAACUUGCUAACUGUGAACAGCUCUGAUGUUUCUCUAUACGACAUAAGCGAAAAAACUGGAUUACACAGACAAACUCUUGGAAGCUUCGAAAAAAUAAACAACCAAUAAGCUUAAUACCCUUGCAAUUAACUUUCAAUAGAAAUGAAAACAUUCCACUCAAAAGAACUAUCCUAAAUAUAAAAGUUUUCAACUUAUAUUGGCAUAAAAUUAGAGGAAGCAAAAAUUGUGUUUUUGAAGAGAAACACUAUGGAAAUCUAAGUUUAUAUUAGGCAAUUCUUGUUAGCUGCUUUAAGAAAUAGAAUAAAUAACGAAGAUUUGAAAUUUAUUAAAGACUAUUCUAAAAAGUUAAUCUACAAAAAAUAUGAUUUAUUCAUUGAAGAUCAAGGACCGAUGAAAAGUUUUCAAGAACCUACAUAAAACGUGUAGCAACCAGAGCCUUCAGAUAUGAAAAUGGAAAUAGUUGUUUUGAAUUCAAUUGUUUGCGCAUAUAGAAGUUCUUUAAGUGAAAACGAUGGACUUUUUGUCCAUUUUACAAAAUUAGGUUAUUGGUUUACUGGUAAAUGGGGAUAAGAGUUCUUAGAAAACGGUCUAAUUCAUACAGGUAAGCAUUAUUACGAAGAGUAAACUGCUGACAGCAUGAAUCAAAAUAGCAGUAACAAAUCGCAAAGUAGUUUUUAGGAGUGUAAAGCUGAAACUUAAACCUCAUUUUAAGAUGUAACAUAAAAUGUCUCUUAAGAAUUUGAAUCAAAUCAUAAUAUCAACAAUAAUGACAACAACUUUAAUAAUAACAAUUACAAAAAUAUGUAAGAAGAUGACUAAUUUUUUGAUGUUGUUAGUGAGAAACAAGGAAAUGAUUAAAAUAUUAAUCAAAAGAUAACCCAAAAUUAUGGAUAAACAUAAUUUAAGCCUUCAAAAAACAUGUUUUAAUUAAACUUUAAUAAUGAAGAUUAGCUCCCUUCGAAAAUUAGUACUUCAGAUAUAAAACAAGUAAAAUCUCGUAUACAUGGUUCAUCACACUCAGUUACUACAAGUAAGUCUAGAAUUGAUAAUUAAAAAUAAGAAGAUAAUAAUGUUAUUGAAAUCUAAAGAAUUUUUAUGUGGGACUUAAAAGCUUAUUCAUCCUAAGAAUUUUUAAAUAGAGAUAUUGUAAUUAUGUCACCUCCUGAUAAACCAUCUGUUGAAGUAAAGAUUAUUUUCGAUGAUCCUAACUUUAGUAAAUACACUGGAAUCACAGAUUAUCAACUACUUCCUAUGAAGAUUGCUGUAAAUAUUCCUGAGUUAAGUCUAUUUUUGUAUGACAAGGACUAUUGCACUCUUUGCAAAUUAUUUUAAGAAAAUAUAGCUGAAGCACCUAGGACAGUGUUCAUAAACUAAGAUUAUGAUAUUUACAAUAAUAAUAUUUGGUAAUUCCUUGAUAUUUCUGUUUAAAAAGUAAAUGCAAAAAUGUUUUAAGGUGAAAGAGUUAAUUUAUAAGAAUAAAUGGUAAAGGACUAUAAUUACUAUCAUAUUGAUGCUUAAGUUGAUAAUAAUUUAAGCGAAAUUAAAUACUAAACAUAUGCAAAUGAAACGGAGAAAUAAGAUCCCUCAAUUUACAGAAAAAAUCCAAAUUUUUCAAAUGCAGGUCAGGCAUUAGGAAUUAAAUAAUCUCACUCUCGAAACAAUAGCUAAGAUGUGCCAAAAUUAAAUAGGAACAAGAACUAAUCUAAAAAUUCACAAGAAUAAGAGAAAGAAGAUAACUGUAAAGAGAUGCCUGUUAAUGCUUAACAUGAAUAUUUCUUACAGCAAGUCUAUGAAUCGCAGCAAAUAAAAAAAGGAAAAUCUUACAAAAAAUAUAAAAAUGUUUUUCUCAUUAGUAAUCCUGCAAGUUUAACUGAAAUGAAUUUAGAAAACGUUAUUUAUCAUUUUUACAUGCACGAAAACGGUUGCAAAAUCAUGAAAGUAUGGGCGACUAAGCUUGACAUUAAUGAUUUUAGAAUGUGCUCUUUACUGAAAAACAAAUAAAUUUUGUUUGAUAUUAAAGAUUGGCAAAAUGUUGAAGAAGGAAACGAAUAAUAUACUAAUUAGUAAACAGAGGAAAAAGAAGAAGGUAAUAUGCUUAAUAAAGAUUUCAUUAACUUUAAUGACAAUAAUGAGUAUGGAUUUAUGGAUGAUAACUCCUUAGACAGCGACGAAUUAAAUAUUAAUGAAGAUUUUGACCUAUAAGGUAAGAAUUUUGGAUAAAAUUUGAUAGCAAAUCAAGAGUAAGAAUACAAUGAUGAUCCUCACCCUGAAAAAACUAAUUAAAAUGUCAAUUUAGACGAAGCAAUUUAAGAAAAUGAUAUUUAAAUGCUAUCAUCAAAUAGAGUUAAUUAAAACUUUAUUUUAGAAUAAGAUAGCAUACUCUAAGAAAGCUAAAGAAAACCCAUGGGAUCUGAAGAGAUGAAAUUAAGGCAUAAAUAAGAAAAAAUGAUGAAAAAGAAUUAAAAGAGAAAAAGAAAGGAUUUACAGAAUGGAAUGUCAAAUCAAGAUUAAAUUUAAAAUAAGCUUUAUACUGAUGGUAAUAUUGGAGAACAUGAUUAGAUUCUCGAAGAAAAGAAGAGAUCGACAACAAAUGAAAAAAUUGUUGAAAUUUAAGUAGAAAAUAAAGACAGUAAUAAUAAUAAUAGCUAAUAGUUAACUUUUUGGUAAAAGAUGAGUAACUUCUUUUGCUGCAGAAGAAAGCAGUAGCCACAGUAGUAAACUUAACAAAAAAGUAUAGUGAAGGAAAAGCCCAAAGACUAAAUUGGGUAGCAAUAGCAAUAAGAGUCAACAUAAAUAGAAUUAAAGCGUUAAAUUGAAACAUGGCCAUAAGAUGAUUUUCCUAAAGGAAGAAAAUGGGUUAUACAAAAUUAUUAGUAGUGUCUCCCAAUAACAAUAACUGAUAAUUAAAAUUAAAGACUUUAUUAAUACAAUGACAUGGAGCAGUAAUACAACUUAUUUAGGAUGAACAAUCUAUACAAUUUUAUCGGCUCUGAGGCUGAUUUGGAAUAUAAUGACCUUAAAUUUGCAUUUAUUACUUAACCUGAUGGAGAAAAAUUAAUUAAAAUACACAUUAAGAAUAAAAAUUUUGUUUUUAUGAAUGACUUUUUAUUCGAUUUAAUUGGUUUCUUCAGAACUCCCUUUAAUGGCUCUGAUGAUAUAUUAAAUAAGCAAUUCUUUAGGUAACCUAAAUAGAAUAAUUAUCCUCCUAUGAUUAUCAAAAUUUAAGCUGAAAAUUUCUGGGCUUUGAUACUGGAUAGUCUGAAUAAUCCAAGUAACUGUUUAGCUGUUAAUCUUAAUGCAGAUUAUCUUUAAGAAUGGAUUGGUGAUAGUGGAAUGGGACCAGGAAGUGCUUUAAUGGAUAUAAAUAUCGAUUUAAGGAAACUGCUGACCUGUAAUACAGAUAAAAUUUAUCAAGAUUUUGGUCAACAUCUGAGAACAUAUUCUAUUUCAACCAUUAAAAUUAUUUAAAAGUAUUUAAAUGACCAAGAAAAUUAGCAAGGAAAUAAGGAUAAAAGCCCUAUUUUAAUUGAUGAUCAGAAUUUAAACUCUUAAAAUAUUGAGUCAUCUAACUAAAUUUAAGAUUAAAAAUAAAACGAUUUGCCAGCUGAAACUCCAAAGAAGAAACUUGCUUUCUUUUAGAAGAAGCCUAUAAAUCAUCAACAAGCACCACCAAAUUUAGUUAGAGAAGAAAGCUCGGAGUUGUAAAAAGAGAUUCAAAAAGUCGAAUUCAACACAAACUUAAUCAUUCCUUUUAAGAUAAGGUUUAAGAACAGUUACAUUAUAAACUAUUACAAGCUUAAAAGAUAAUAUGAAGAAGAAUAUGCUUUGUAGUAAGAAAAUAUUUUACAAGAUCUUUAAAAGUCACAGAGCUAAAAUAGUAAUAGUGAAAAGCUUCGAUAUACAUAAAAGAAUGGAGAAAAAACACCUUACACUCAUUAAGAAAUUGAGAUUAGCGUUUUUAACAAGAAAGUGAAGAAAUUCAGGAAUUUAAAUAUAAGUAUGUAUUCUUUGAAAUAGAUAAGUACAAUAACUUCCACAAUGAUGAACCCUUCUACUUAUAUUACCAUAUUCAAAGAAGAGGUUAACCCAUUAAACAACCAGUUAUCUGAGUCACUUUUCAAAGUAAGAUGCAUAACAGACGCUGAUAAAGCAUCAUUUUUAAAGUAAAGUAAGAAUUAAGAUUAUCUCAAGCAAUAUGUGCCAACACGCUUAACAAAUGAUGAGAUUUAGCAAUUCUAAAAAAACCCUGAAGAAAAAUGCAUCGGAUAUUUAAGAGUCAAGUUAAAAAGAUUCAAAAUAGAGGCUUUUAAAAACUAUUUUGGAAAUCAAACUAUGAAAAUUAAAAUAUCUAAUUUGAUUCUUAAAAAGAUAUCCAAAGGUGAAAAUUCCAGCAUGGGCUUAAAGGGAUAGCUUAAAAUUAAAUAUUACAACAAAAGAAAAGGUUUUUAUGAGCCAUUUUUAGAACCUUGGAUUUUCCAUGUUCAAAACUAAAAGGUAGACUCAGAUUAAAAUUUACAAGUGUGCAACUACGAAGAUAAAAAUAAAGAAAAUGAAAGUGAAUUCAAAGAGUUAGAGAGCGUUCUCAGUCAUAGAAAUUCACUAAAUAUCAAUUUGAGUACUGCAUUCAUAGAAACAGCUAUUGAAGCCAAGAAUGCAUUCGGAUAAACCAAUUAAAAGUUGCGUCCAUACAAUAUCGUGAACAAAUUAGGCUUUGGAUUACUUUUCUUAUUGGGAGAAAAUAAAAAGAUUUACAUGGAAGAUCUAAUUUUAUAAAUAGUUAGUAACAAUGAAGAAAAGGAAUAUCUUCCUCACACUCAAAAUGUAGAAGAUAAAGGAAGACAAAUCAAAAAAAUAAAAAAUUUAUUUGUUAACUUUAUAAUAUUAAAGCCAUAAAAAGAGAAACAAAUCCAAGAAAGAAUUGAGCUUUACAUUAAUGGUCUUGCUGCAGAAAUGAAAAGAAUAAAGUCAAAUAACAUCCCCUUAAAGUCAACUAUAUUUAAUAAUAAAAGCGCCAAUUAUUUUUCUUACACUAAUAACACUAAUGCAACUCAUUCUUCUACUUAUGUAAUACAAGAUUCUAUUCAGGGGUUAGAUAAAAAAUAAUCUAAUAUUGAGUCUGUCAACCUUAAUCAAAAGGAGCAAAAAUUCAAAUAAAAGAUUUUAAUUAGCAAGAAUUUUAGUGAUUUCAGAACCAUCAAUAGGGCUUCUUUGGAUAGACUGGGCAAGCAAUUCUUCUAGUUAGAGAAUUUAAAUGCUCAGCACUUUAACACAAACAAGCAAGACAGAAACAAAAUAUUAGAAAAAUAUAAAGAUAUUAAAAACUUACUUCAUCAAACUGAUAAGGAUUUCUUUGUUGUUGACGUUUCUCUAGAUUCAGGAGUUGGAAGAAAGCAGAUCACUCUACAGAGUUCCGUUACUAUUUUUAACAAUCUGAAUAAGGAAGUUAUUGUUGGAUUUUUGAAGAGAAAAAAGAGCGAAUAGAUUAUAUUUGAGGAAGAUAUUUAGCUUCAACAUCAAAAAUCUGGAAAAUAUAAAGAAUAACCCGUAAUCAGUAAAGAAAAAAGGAGAUACAUCUAAUUGGACAUGUACAAAAUUCAGCCAUACUAAUCCUUACCCAUUCCUUAUAAUUUUCUUUCUGAAAAGAGAGAUGUUUUUUACUGUAUGGUGCCUGAUAGUGAUAAACAUAACAUGCCUAAUAACCACAACAAAAGCAAAAGCCAUGUAGAGCUAAUAAAACAAAUUAUAGUGACAACUGAUAAACAUGGUGUACAAGAUGUAGAGUAAAUGGAUCAAAUUGAUGAAGAAAUAAUGGAUAUAAAGUUAUUUAAUAUACAUGAUUUCAUUUAGCCUUAUUCUACCUUUUCUGAUUAUGAUCAAGUAGAUGACCUUAAAUUGAAUGAUAUUAUUGGAAAGCCUUGCUUAGAGUUCGAAAACGAAAGGUUUGGCAGAUUGAUUCUCAGACAAAAUUUUGAAUUGAAAUAAAAUAAGUUCAUCGAAGAAAGUAAUUAACAUUUAAAUUCUGUAUUCUAAAUAAAUGUCAUCAAAACGAAAUGGCCAGUGUAAAACAUAUCUGAAAAAAGCUAAAUGUACUGCUAUGAAACUUCAAUUGUAUUAAAUCCAUUCUUGAGAAUUAUAAAUUAGACUAUUUAAGAAAUCAAGAUAAUAGUUGGAGAUUAGGAUAAAACAUUAGCACCAGGUGAGACACUCAUACCUUAUAGCAUAGAUUUCGUCAAGGCAUAAUCAAUCCUCAUCUAUUAAGAGCCUUCAAACAAAGUUGAAUUCAAUCCUUUCACUAAAAAGCUUAAAGAUUUUGUCAAACUAGAACCUUGCUAGCUUUCUGACCAAAUAUAUCCACUUUGCUUAAGCCUCGAAUACACAAAAAUCUCAAAGCAAUCAAGAGUUGUAGUCAUUUACUGCCCUUACAUUAUUUUUAACCGAACUGGAUUAGAUUUAUACUACAAAGAAUUCUAAAAAGAUUUUUAGGUCAAGAAAAAUCACUUUGAAAAGAAAAAGAUUAAUGGUGAAAACAAGCCCAAUGCCCAAAAUGAGAAUAGCAGAAUUUCAAUUAAUCAAGCAUAAAAAGAAUCUCUUCAAAUGUUUUGCCCUUCAAACAAAUUUAAGAAACUUUCGAUUGGUAUUUUCUACAAAUCUCCUUACACAAUUAAUUGGUCAUAAUAAAUAUCGUUCACUUAGAAAAACCACGUUGGCAUACAGCUUACGUCAGACAGCAACAGUCUCUAUGAAGUAAAUGUUAAUCUAAGCUAAGGAGUAGGUGAACUCUCAAAGACAGAAAUGAUAAUCAUAACUCCAAAAUAUUACUUUUACAAUUAGACAGAACACACAAUUGUAGUCUCUUAAAAAGUCCCAAUCAUGCAAGACUCUGUCUUCUAAUUAGACUAAGGAUAAAUUCAACCCUUUUUCUGGAUGCAAAAGGAUGGCCAACAGAUCAUCUAUUUGUCAUUUUUCUAAGACUUAAAGAAUCCUAAGUUCUCUAAUCCAUUUAAAAUUGAUGAAAUCAACACAUUUGCUGUAAAAGUUCCUUAUAAAGAUGAAUCCUAGCAGCAAUAACUUAACAGUCUAAAUGGCAGUGAUAGCAAGUAUAAAUACAAGUUAAUUACGAUCAGUAUAACCCAAAUGAAUGGUGUGUUUUGUGUAAGGUUUUUAGAAAAAGGAUAGCCUCCACCAUAUGUGAUAUUUAACAAAACUAAUCACGAAAUAUUUGUACAACAAUAUAUUCCUGAGUUUGUAAAAACAUGCUGCAGCAAAAAGAGAAACCAGCUUACUUCAGAAAAAAAAGUCAUCUUCCCAAAGUAAAGAAUAGUGUUUACCUGGGAUCAUUGGAAUAUUGAUUUCGAUAAAUAACUGAGUGUGGAAAUAGAUACAAACCAGAAAACCUACAACUUAGAAAAGCUUAAAGACUAUGAGCCUAUUUACUUGUAGAAGGUAGAUGAUAGAGGAAUGCAGAAAGAUAGUGAUCCAAAGAAAAAAAUACUUUACAAGAAAGGAUAUCUAUUGGUGUGUGAUAACUUUAAAGAUUAGUUCGAAAAAUACUUCUGCAUCUUAAAUAUCUACAAAUAAAAGCUAAAAUUAUACAUUAAUAAAGAAAAAAUAUCUAAUAUUGACCUAGUAUAUGCUAAACUAGAAAUAAGCAGAGAAGGAUUUGACAUAAUAACCAUAAAAUAAAAAAGAUUAAACAUUAAGUAAGCUGAAGACUCUAAUAAAAACAGUUUAUUCGAUUGGUAUAUCUCAAUUUAUAACUCCAUACAAGUAAAUAUGCCUGAUAAAGUAGACUUUAAAAUAGAGCCUAGAAAUGGAACUAUGGAAAUUACUUUUUAUCAGUAGAAAAAGUAUUUUGAAAAUGAAAAAGGAAAUAAUUCAAACAGUAAAAAAGGAUUCUUAGACUUAGAUGAAGAUGGAGUUCCCUAUCAAGUUGAUCAUCUAAAUUAUCAAUUUAGCAUAAAAAAUAUGAUUGGCAUUAGUAUUAUAGACGAUAUGACUCAAGAGUUAUUUUCUGUUUCUCUUAAAAACCUAAGCUUGGUAUAUCAAGUUGUUCAGAAGUGGAUAAAAGAGGAUGAUGAAAUUGAUGUAGCUUAUAAUUAGUAGCAGGCUGAGUAAAAAAAUCAAGAAUAGUUAGAAAUUUUGUAGUAAGUUUAAUCUCAAAAAAGAUAAAUUAUUAAGCAUGUAACAAAAAGCUUCUUCUAGUUUAGCUUAGAAAACAUAUUCAUUAAUAAUUAAGAUAUAUCUAAAAGCUAAUACCCAGUCAUAUUUGCUUCUGAUACAAAAAAAACUGGUGAGAAACCACCUCCAUUCAUUUUUAUAUCAACUUAAUGGAAAAAUGUGAAGAAUAUUUAUGAAGAAGAGUAACCCAUUAAAUAUGAAUAAACUUAGUAAAUGAAUACAGAAAUGGAGAAAAGUGGAGUUUUAUUAAGCAAUAAACUGGAUUAACAAGACAAUAAAUCAGAUUAUAAAAAACAUGGUGAGCUAUAAAGCGAUGAAAAAGUUUAACUCUAUCAAAAAAGUGGAGUUUUUACUAAGGCGUUAACGAUGUAAAAGUAUAGAACAGUCAGCCUUGAUAAUGAAAACUAGGAUGAUAUUGAUAAUGCUUCUGCUGUCUAAGGAGAUUAGUCAGCUUAAAAAGUAGUUCAAUGGAUAAAUAAUCUGCAAAUAUACUUUGAUCACUUUGAAAUACGUAUUGACUAAUAAAUUAUUUAAACAAUUAUGGGAUUUAACACAUAAUUAAGUUAAGCACUUUACUCUGAUAAUGAAACUAAAUCAUAGGAAAUUUAUGAAAUUUUAGAGAAAUUAAAAUAAAAAACAAUUGACCAGAUUUUACUUGAUAACAUUGAAUCAGGUGUAGAAAACAUGAAGAAAGCAAUUUACAUUAAAAAUUUAUCUAUACAGCCAAUUAAUUUCUGUCUCACUCUUAAUCUUGCAGGAGCAGAUAACGCCUUAGGUUCUGAUAUCUUUUCUGUCCCCUUGGCUAUAUUUUAAGAAUUUGGUCUUGAGCUUGUUGCAAUUGACUAAGCGAGCAUUAGUCUAAAUGCUUUAAAUUAACAGCAUUUAUAUGAUACCUUCUCUUCAAUAUAGUCAAGAAUACAAAAGCAUUAUAUCAGCUAAUUCUUAACAGAAAUUUACAAAAUUUUUGGUAGUUUUGAAGCUAUAGGUAAUCCUGUCAAACUUGUCAAAAAUAUAUCUUCUAGUGUAUCUAAAAUGAUUUAUAAUCCCCUUAAAUCUCUAUAACAAGGUAGAGGUGCCUAGGCAGUAGGUGAUCUAGCUACUGGAGCUAUUUCAUUGGUUUAAAACUCAAUUUCAAGUAUUUACAAGGCAGCAAGAAAUAUUUCAGGAUUUAUCAUGAGAGUCAUAUCCAAAAUUACAUUCCACAAGCAAUACUUGCAAGAUAGAUCGAUAAGGGUUAACAGAUAAAUCAAAAAUAUCAAAGAUGGAUUUUAAAUUGGAUGUAAGAACUUUUUGCUUAUCCUUUGGGACACUGUUUAUGGAAUAAUUUAUAUACCUCUUGAGGGUUGUAAAAAGAAACAUAUAUUUGGUCUUAUCAAAGGUAUUUACACUGCUUUUGUAAGUAUUUUCAUUAAGCCUACUGUAGGAAUAUAUGAUUUUUUGAUCAGCAUCUUUGAUGGAUUAGUAAAUUCUGCCAUUUAUGAAGAACAUAUCAUGGAAUAUAGAAGCAGACCUCCAAGAAUCUUUGAAACUCAAAAAAUUACUAAUUUUGAAUAUAAGAAUGCAAUAGGGAAAGAUAUUCUCCUUAGAGUCAAGCAGUAGCCAAAAAGCUAUGAGUCAAUAAAAUAUUAUGAUUAAAUACAAGUCUCUAAAAAUAAAUUCGUCGAAAUCAUUUUAACAGACAUAAGGCUGGUUUGUGCAUAGAAAAACUCCUCUUUAGAUUACCAAAAAGUUCAACUGCAUAAAAUAAAAUAUAUCGAGUACAAUUAGAAAAAGAAAUAUUUCAGAUUCUUUUACGAUGUGCCUGUCAAAAAUAUAUUAAAAUGUUGCAACAGAAAUAAUAUAUAAACAAAAAUAAGAUACGAAAAAUUCGAUAAUUAAGAAAAAGCCAAUGAAAUGAUAAGGUACUUGCAGGAGCACUACAAAUAAUAAAAAAUCCCAAUUAAGAUAGACGUAAAAAAUGGCUGA
Tetrahymena thermophila SB210 is the source of this 14871-nucleotide messenger RNA. RefSeq names its product amine-terminal region of chorein, A TM vesicle-mediated sorter. NCBI's taxonomy places the organism in Eukaryota, Ciliophora, Oligohymenophorea, Hymenostomatida, Tetrahymenidae. The record is from RefSeq and is a predicted model, not a curated record. The transcript has 41 exons. Gene Ontology annotation, biological process: protein targeting to vacuole; protein retention in Golgi apparatus. Gene Ontology annotation, cellular component: extrinsic component of membrane.